Molecule: messenger RNA, 2284 nt
Organism: Gastrolobium bilobum
Lineage: Eukaryota; Viridiplantae; Streptophyta; Magnoliopsida; Fabales; Fabaceae
Exons: 5
Coding region: 169-2040 (623 amino acids)
Source: RefSeq, a predicted model, not a curated record
CCAGGCCGAACCGAAUAAGGUCGUAAACUCGUAGCACCCAGCCACCACCACGUUGACUAUCUGCGGUACCUCCGACACAGACACAUGUUAACGCCACCGUGCGCAGCCCAAGCUCCACCGACCUAGGGCGAGGAUGUUCUAUGCAACGUUGGAACAAUCCACGUCACCAUGUCAAGGCUUUUUGCUUGUGGAAAUGUUAGAAGGGUUGCAAGUUCUGUUCACCUGAAACACAAGACUGGGUGCUUGGAGGAAGUAGUUUAUCCAAUGGGGUUUCCUUACUCCACAUACAAAUUUUUCUCAUACUAUAGACUUGUACACAAAGGACAAACUCCAUUUAUGCUAUUUAAAUCAAAGGUUAACUUGUUGAUUAAUAACAGAGUGAGGAACUGGUAUACCCUUCCUGCAAAUAAUGCAAAAUACCAGCAUGGACAAGUUUUUUGGAACAGGAUGUGUUUCCAUAAAGGGCCAGCUCUACAGCCAAUAGUUCAAAUUGCCCGUGCAGUAAGUUUGGCUAUAUUCAAAUCAAAUUUUGUUGCUCAUGGUGUGGUUGCCUUCAUAGUAGGAGAGCUUGCUUGGACACAAGAGACAUGGGCAAGAGCAGAAUCCAUCCCAACAAGGGAUUCACUGUGUUUUAGUGCACAAGAUGGACGUGUGUAUUUAACCUCAGCUCUUUUGGAAGCACUUGAGAUUCUUUUCUUGUUUCUCAGGGCUAUCUAUUUAGUAAUUUUGUUCUCUCCUUGCAUAGCUAUGGCUCCUUUAGUUGACUUCUUUGGCACUCAAUUUAGAAAAACAUGGAUUCAUGUUGUACGCCUUACUCUUGAAAAAGCUGGCCCGGCAUUCAUUAAAUGGGGUCAAUGGGCUGCGACUAGACCGGAUCUCUUUCCUAGAGAUCUCUGUGGUGAACUUGCAGAAUUUUACACCCAGGCACCAUCACAUAAAUUUACGUAUAGCAGAAAAUGUAUUGAAAAAGCAUUUGGUCGCAAGUUGAAUGAAAUAUUUGAAACUUUUGAUGAGGAACCAAUAGCUUCAGGUAGCAUCGCUCAAGUUCAUCGAGCUACACUAAAAUAUAAAUACCCUGGUCAGCAAAUCAAGCCUGUGGUUGUAGCAGUGAAGGUAAGACAUCCAGGGGUUACUGAAGCAAUUAGAAGGGAUUUUGUCAUUAUUAAUCUUGUAGCCAAGAUUUCAUGUUUCUUCCCUAAUUUGAAGUGGUUGAGAUUAGAUGAAAGCAUACAGCAAUUUUCUGUUUUCAUGAUGUCUCAAGUUGAUCUUUCAAGGGAAGCAGCACAUCUUAGUCGCUUUAUCUAUAAUUUCCGGAGAUGGAAAGAUGUUUCCUUUCCGAUCCCGCUGUAUCCCCUUGUGCAUCCAUCUGUUUUGGUGGAAACCUAUGAACAAGGUGAAAAUGUUUUGCACUUUGUUGAUGAGCUUCAAGGACAUGAGCAUAUCAAAAGUUCCCUCGCUCAUAUUGGAACACAUGCUCUUUUAAAGAUGCUUUUGGUGGAUAAUUUUAUCCAUGCAGACAUGCACCCUGGAAAUAUUCUUGUCCGUGUAGCAAAACGCAAAUCAUCACCUAAGUGGCUCUUUAAGUCAAGGCCUCAUGUCAUUUUCCUCGAUGUAGGCAUGACUACUGAACUUUCUAAGAGGGAACGAGAAAAUUUACUGGAAUUCUUUAAGGCUGUUGCACUUCUAAAUGGCCGCUCUGCAGCAGAGUGCGCACUUAUGUUAUCUACACAACAAAAUUGCUCAGACCCAAAAUCUUUCAUUGAGGAGGUGGAUAAAUCAUUUAAAUUUUGGAGGUCCUCAGAAGGUGAAACUGUCUCCACAUCUGACCGAAUGCAACAAUUGCUUGAGCAUGUUAGGCGCCAUAAAGUCAAUAUAGAUGGCAACAUUUGCGCUGUAAUAGUGACCACAUUGGUGCUGGAGGGGUGGCAGCGGAGACUUGAUCCAGAAUAUGACGUAUUGAACGCUUUGCAGACGCUGCUAUUUGAAGCUAACUGGGAAAACUCUAUGUCUUACGCCAUUGAAGGAAUUGUGGCCCCGUAAAAGGAGACCAUUUUGUUUGGGUGAAAUUUCAAAAACGGUGGUGCAGAAGGAUUAAUGGUAAAUUACUUAACUAUUGUUGAUGGUUUUCAAUUUUCAAUGCCGUUUUUUCUUUCUGCUGUUCUUAUUGAGUUUCUAAUAACACUUGGGAACUUAACAUUGUAAAAUUUCUUGAAAUAAUUUCUGAUUCUGAUAUUAACUCAUGAUGUACAAUGAACCUAAUAAUUUGCCAUUUGAACCCUUAAAU